AUCUGUGAGCAGAAGAGAUGUUCAGGACAACAACACAGCCGGCGAGCGAGUGGCAGGGAGAAAGAGAGAGAGAGACUGCCACACUGACGGCUGGAGGAGAAAAACAGAAAUAAAAAAGGGAAGGAGAAACGCUUUGCUUUCAGCUUGUAAGCACUGGCUGGGUGUUUUUUUUCUCUUCCCUGCGCGCCCAUGUGUGUUUUUCUUAUCCACUCGCUCGUGUGUAUCAAACAAUGACUGUAAAAAGAAGGGGUAUCAAGCUCAAAUCCUCCAUCAUCAAUCCAUCCACACACGGGGAGAGAGAGCGUAGAGACGCUUGCUCACUACACACCCUUUCUGAAGGAGAAAAAGCUGCGGCUGUGGAUGGACCCGUUUUAACAGAGGAUUGCCUGCUACUGAUGAAGAAGGAGCGCUUUUUCUGCACAGUGGCUUCAUUGAUUUCUCUGAUUCGAUUUUGAUUAGAGGAAAGGAGGGUUGGGCUUUUGUUUGUUCAUUUGCUGUUUGGCUUAGCGUAAGGCCCACAGCACGGCACAAAGCUUUCCUCCGGGAGACCAGUGAGACGGUGAGUGACACUGGCUCUGUACAGCCCUCCCCUGGCUGCAGCUCUCAUUUGUUUUGCCUCUUUUGUGUUCACGACUCGCGGUUAUCCAAGCCCUCCCACCCGCGCUGAAUUGAGCUAUUGUCUGGAUCUCAGGGUCUCUCACGCUGCCCCCCCCCCAAUCCCACCCACAACCCCUCAACCCCCAAACCUCCUUUUGACAAACCAAAACCACCCUCACCAACCCCUCCCUCCUCUAUCGUUUCCCGCUCCCUCCUCUGGUGGUUGUGAGGCCACAUCAUUCGUUUGUCUCUGGUCACACGUGAAGCUGGAGGCUAUAAGCCUGGAUUAAUGGCAGACGGUGGAGGGUAAUUCAUCUCUGGACGCUGCCUCUGCUUUUGGAUCACUCAAGGAAAAGGAAAGGAAGGGGACCUUCCCACAUCCUUCUAUUUCUGCCGGAGCAGCAGGGCUAGCAUUACCACUGUUUGUCUGUGAGAUCGUGCCGUGUGUCUUUGGGUGUGUGGUGUGUAUGCGUGUGUGUAGCAGGGAGCAAGACGGAGCGAUAGAGGACGAGGGAGUGUAAUACUACGUCAGUGUCCUAGCUCUAUCUGUCUGCUGCCAUGUCUCCAGCCUGACCUCGGCUGAGGUGUAUCUGGACCACAGAGGUGUGGUUGAGGGGUCCUCCCCCAGGGUGGAUGUGGGGACACGGGGUAACAACAACCCUCAGGAGGUCAGCCUAACCCUCCCUCCCUGCCUCCCCAUGAAGAAGACACGUAGCACCACCCUGCGUCGGGCCUGGCCCUGCUCGGAUUUCUCAGACCGGGCUUCAGAGCGCACCCGGUCACGCAGCGAGAAGGACUACCGCCUCCACAAACACUACCCCCCUCAGUACAUCUGCCAGUCCCCCCGGGGGUACUUGACAUCAGGUGAUGUAUCUCCCAUCAGCAUGUCGCCCAUCAGCCAGUCACAGUUCAUCCCUCUGGGGGAGGUGCUGUGCCUGGCCAUCUCAGCCAUGAACUCAGCCCGCAAGCCUGUCACCCAAGAGGCCCUGACAGAACACCUGGCAACAUGUUUCCCAGGUGUGCCCACGCCAACGGCGGAGAUCCUCCACCACACCCUGAGCAUGCUGGUCCGGGAGAGGAAGAUCUACCCUACGCCGGAGGGCUACUUCAUCAUCACGCCCCAGACCUACUUCAUCACGCCCUCUCUCAUCAGGACCAGCUCCAAGUGGUACCACCUGGACGAGAGGAUACCGGACCGCCAGCAGCAGCAGCAACAACAACAACAACAACAGCAGCAGUGUACCUCCCCCCUCUCUGGAACCAUCACCCCCUCUACCUCUGGCUGUGUCAGGGACAGGUCCUAUCCUAAGAACCAUGGAGACUCUUAUAAUAGUUACCGUGAUGACCCCCCCAGCCACCACACCACCCUCACCAGGAAGUCCCCCAAGGAGCACCGAGAGGCCUACUCGCCCCACUCGCCCCACUCGCCUCACUCACCCCACUCCCCUCACACCCCCACACAGCCCCAGCACACCACGGAGAAGACCCGGAGCACCCUCAGCUUCCCCUUCAAGUCGGACACACUGACCAAGCACCGCGAGGGUGGCAGCAGCGGGGAGAAGCAGUCCAAGAAGUUUGGCCUUAAGCUGUUCAGGCUGAGCUUCAAGAAGGACAAGACCAAGCAACUGACCACCUUCUCGGCCCAGUUCCCCCCGGAAGAGUGGCCUCUGCGGGACGAGGAGACGCCCACGGCCGUGCCACGCGAUGUGGAGAUGGAGAUCAUCAGACGGAUCAACCCGGACCUGACGGUGGAGAACGUGGCGAGGCACACAGCCGUGAUGAAGAGGUUGGAGGAGGAGAGGGCCCAGAGGAGCAAGGCCAGCUCGUCUGCCCAACACAGCGCACGCAGCAGGAGGAGCCGCGGACACCGCAAGCCCCAGGGUAAGCCCUCACGCUCCCACAGUAAGACCCGCGCCUCCCGGGGAGACCCCUCUGAGGGAUCCAACAUGGACCUGGCGGCUGAGAGGGACUACUGGGCCUACAGCUCCUCCCUGGCGCACUCGCCGCGGGACGCCGCCGCCUCCAGGGAAUGCAGCCGUGCCCGCCACCUGGCCCACAGCAACCCCAACAUCAUGGAUUCCCACCUGCCCGUCACCCCGGAGUGGGACGUGUCGGGAGAGCUGGCCAAGAGAAGGACGGAGAUGCCCUUCCCCGAGCCUUCGCACGGGCCGUCCCACUCCAAGGUGCACCGCAGCCACAGCCACACACAGGAGAGGAAGUCUCGCAACGAGCGCUCAGACAACAAGGCCAAAGAGAGGUCCCGCUCCAUGGAUAACUCCAAAGGGCCCCUGGGGGUCGGGCUGAUUGGGCCCCCGGACUACUUUGAGCGCAGCCCUGAUGAGAGGGACAGAGAGAGGAGCCGCUACUACACAGACGACGGGACCUUGAGGGCCUCAACCCAGGCCUCCCACUACUCCCACUCGCGGGCCAUGCCCCCUGCUGCUAAGUUAACCUCUGAUGUGUGUGGGCCCGACGGCGGGAUGACACUUGAAAAGAACAAAAGUAGAGACAUUUUACCUGCCUACGACAGCUUGAAGGCUUACUCUCCCAAACCCAUGGCUGAGGACUAUUUCCAGUGCAAUGCAUCCAACGAAGUGGUUUUCACUGCUCCCAGCCCCUUAGGAAAACACAAUCACGAUAGCUUACUUAAGGUGAAGGUGGGCUGUAUGUCCGACAGACAGACCCCUCAACCCCCAGAGUACAAAGAGGAAACUACAAAGGGACAUAACGGCGUUAGUUUACCCAUGCCCUGCCAGAUGCCUGAGCCUUUGCCAAAUGGACGUUCGGUACAGCACCACAACACCAACUCCGGUAGCAUGGACAAGAGGAAGGAGAUCUUCAGCAAAGACACUCUGUUUAAACCGCCGCCCAACGCGCUGACAGGAGCCUAUGGGGACGGCAGCUACUCCAGGUCAAGCACGCUGAGGAAGACCCAGGUCAUGUUGUCAGCCGAGGUGCUGGACAGCCAGGAGCACUUUGAGCAGCCUGGCCCCCUGCUAGCUGUGCCCCGGCCCCCCUCCUCUGGACCCUCGGGGAUGGAGCAGGCUGGCUCGUGCCAGGCCGGGGAGGCCGCCUUCGACUACUACAAUGUGUCUGACGACGAGCUGGAGGACGCUGCCUCGGCCAAGCGGGCAGAGCAGAAGCAGAAGGCCCCAGAGGGUUGUGGUGGGGGAGGAGGGGGCACCAUGCAGUGGCUGCUGGAGAGGGAGAAGGAGAGGGACCUCCAGCGCAGGUUUGAGAGGAACCUGACCUUCCCCAACCCCAAGGAGAGCGACCACAACAACCAGAGCCAGCAGUCGGCCCACUCGGCCAGGCUGGACAGCAUGGACAGCAACAGUGUUACAGUGGACAGUGGAUUUAACUCUCCACGCACACGAGAGAGCCUGGCCUCAAACACCUCCAGCAUUGUGGAGAGCAACAGACGUCAGAAUCUGGCUCUGAGUCCCGGACACCUGGGAAUCGCCACGGGCAAUGGUCCACCUUUCACCUACCGGACCAUUCCAGAGCCGCCCACCGCCCAACCCGAGAAACUGCAGAAACCCUCAAACUGUUUGACCUCCAUAACGAGUGUGUGACAGUGGCCGGAGUGGGAGGUAAAAAAAGAAAGAGGGAAGUGUUGGGUUUGGAUGUAUACCCUACACCUCCACCUGUAACUGGGACGGUUACAGCAUACAGACUGACAGGAACUUCACAACAUACACCAGCCAGCUCAAGGACUGGUACUACAUCUGUCAUUCAAUGCUUUUGGAUUAGUUCUCCUCAUCUUCUGUUGGGUAAUAUUUGAAUUUGUGAUGCUCACUACUACAUUGUAACACCACUUAUUCUCACAAGAGGAUAUUUAUAAAAAUAUGUAUUAAAGGCAGUGAUCUUUUUCAAACCCAUUCUAAACCUUGAAAGAAAAUCAUGUAAUUCUACCGGUCCUUUUAGGUUUUUGUUUUUACUGAGCAGUAUGUAUUUCUUUAAUGUGAUUGAUUUGACUUUGACCUACCAGUUGAUAUUCUGUUAUUUGUUUUGGUGUCAAAUUUAUAAUUGUAUAAUCUCAGGUCACGUGUAAUAAUUACACUCUUACAAUUUUUUUGGCUGUGUGGCUGUUCAGCUUACUAAACCUACUCUUUAGCCCCCUCUACUGGCUCACAUAGAGCUGUGACAUAGUGCCAUGCAAACAGAGUAGUGAUGGGAAGUUCAGCUCUUUUUACUGACUCUGAUCUUUUCGACUCGUUCAGUCAAAAUAACAAAUCUUUCGACUCAUUUCAUUCAUUUGAGUCAGUAAUGCCCAGAGCACGCAGGAUCCCCUGUCUGCAAACGAUGAACUAAAAACUCGAAAUAGUCAUGAUCUUACAAGCCUCUCGUUCACAUCGUUCACCGUAAGGGGCUUAUUGGAGUUGUCAUUUGUGAAUGAGACUUGUAAAAGCGUGUUUUAAACUAUGUACAUUUGUUGAUUUCUAUGCAUACGAAUAACAAUUUCUUUGGCAUAGCCGCGGGAGGUAGUUUGGGGGUGGGCGUUCUGCGAUUAUUUUCGCCGGGUGGGGGACCUGAGAUGUUUUCAGCACCCCUAAUUUCCACGGCUAUGUUUCAUGGUACAUUUGAAACGAGGUCUAGUUGUGGGCAGCAACCGGACUACAUUGUAAACGACUCUUGGCGGAAUGCAUUGCUUGACUGCCAUUAGGGUGAUUAGCACAAUAUCGUUCGCAAACUGCAUCACCCCAGACAAUUCGCUCGAGUUUGUUGAGAAGUGGCUGUGUAUGUUUUGGUUCUACAAAACUGUCCAUCAUAGCAUUCUAUAAUCAAUCAGUUUUAUUCAUUCUUGCACCAUGCGAUCAUAAUCAGUUCUACACGUCUUUUUAUUCUCUAUGCUGCCUGCAGCAUGAUCUAGUUUGCCUGCGCGCAUAUAUGACAGACAUUUGUUGGUCGGAGCACAUCUCGAGAGUCACCAGAGGAGCGCGUAUUAAUCCUGCUGUAGAAUUCAUUGCGGCCAGCAGGUCAAACUAAGCACUAAAAUGAACGGGUCACUCAGAAAAACGAGUCAGUAAAAAGAGUCGUUCAAAAAAAACGACUCAUUCGCAAACUGCACAUCACAAAUACAGAGCUCUGCUAGACAAGUAUGAAAACACUUUACCUGAACCCUCUGUCAUAAGUCCUACAUCAUGAUAAUAUAACAUAUAAUAAACCGUUAUGACAACUGAUUUACCACUAUCAUAACAGAAACCGUUGUUUAGGCCAGCAAAUACGCAUACUUGAGUAACGGUUUGUGUCAUGACUGUGUCAAGUGAGUUGCCAUAGGCAGACAUAAGGAGCUGCCAUUAUGGUUUAUAAUGUUAUCACAUUAUUAUGACAUUCUUACAUAGGGUGGGUUAGAGGGUACCAGACCUGGGCAAAUACUCAAGGUAGUCGAAUAUAGUUUAUAUAGAGUUUCAACUAAAAGGCAACUAUUUUCUUUGAUAUUCAAAUACAGGUCAAACAAUUUUUUUAAAAAUGUAUUUGAAAGUGUUUUGAAUAACUCUCAGAAAACCAAUUAACAUUUGAAGGUAUUUGAAUAUAUGCAAUUUAUUUGAAAACAAAAAAACAUUUAUUUGAUGGCUGCCAAAUAUUUUAUGAACCAAAAACUACAACAGUUACUUUGAAUUGGUGUAAAUAUAUGACCAUAAGCACAUGGUUUGGAGGGCUCAUAGAUAUUAAUAUAACCUAUAGCCUAGAAUUAAAUACAUGAAGGACAUGAAAUCACCUGAACAUUAGAGUAGACCACUUUUGCAGCUUCAAAAUGACUAACACAUAUAUUUUCAUAAUGAGUGAGACAUGUUAUACAGUAAUACUUGACAUCAAGUUCUUAUACAAUUAGAAUUGUACAAUCGCAACAGUUGUUACAUAGGACUUUGGAAAUUGCUUUAUAAUUGCAUUAUAUUGGCGUUAUUACAUACGUGGAAUAAGGAACUGUCCCACUUCCUCAUGUGUACAGUAGUUACAAAACCUCUCAGCUCAUUGCUAUGCAAUUAAAAUGCAUUGACCAAAGUAUUAUGUAACAACAUGCUAAUAAAAUGUUUCUCCAAAAGUAAUUUGUUUUGUUACACAGGCACAAAAACAGUUUCAUGUUAAGUGUUACCGAGAAUACUAACAGUAACAAAAUAUGGCUAUUAAGUGUCGAAAGGAAACAAAAUAUCCCCAAACUACUUUCUUGAAUCAAAUACAGCCAAGGUAGUUUGAAAAUCAUGUUAGUUUGUAUUCUGAGUAAACGAUUCCUUUAAAUAUGGUAUAGUGAGUGUUUGGAACAAGAACACUUACCCUCAGAUGGACAAAGAGGAUCAAAGUUGUUUUUUCUAAGCAUCCAACCUGCUGUUUGCAAAUGGCUUUGAAUUACUCUACAGUAUUUUCAGGUAUCAUAAAAUGAAUUGCAGCUUUCAACCUUUUCAGUGGCAUGUUGAAAAGUCAUACUGUAUCACAGCAUCACAACUUAUUUGUGUGUAUCUCUACAAAAUAUCAUUGGUUAAUUGGUUUGACUUGAUUAUGUACACCUGGGGCAAUGGACAUUCAGGACAUUUACUAAAUGUUCAGAAAUGUAUUGUGUAGAUCAAAUAUGACUGUCAGAUAAUAUUGGAAUAGUGCGUGCUCUAUUCUUUCCAAUUUGUAUCUUCAACAUGCAGUUCCAGAUACAGCCCUGCCAUUAGUUUAAGGCAGCCAAUCCAAUAUUUUGUUCAAAUAGUUUACAAAAGUAGUCACUUUCUGAGAUCUGUAGUCAAAUAGUUGUAACUAUUUGUUCCCCCAAUUUAUUUUUGUUUUCCACAAAUCAUAGUUAAAACUAUAGUUAUCCCAGGUCUGGAGGGUACAAGUGACAUGUUAUCCUAUGAAUGUUAAGAGUGCAGCAUGUCCAGUCCAUCCAACCUCUAUCUGUAGGGUACUAUUGGUGUGUCAAGAGUACCCCUGUGUUCCAUGGUACUGAACCCAGCCCCGAUGCUGCUGUAGUCUUGCUGCAUUACUUGAUAACAAAAUCCAAGUGUUUGAACUGGGCUCUUAGAGCUAACAUUUACAUAUAUAGAAUCAGGUCGCUCGGCACAUUUCGGUACAUUGUAAAUACAGAUUUGGGAAAUGCCUCUUUGCCCGACAGGGAGUUUCAAAGCGGUACUACACGGCAGUCAUGGCCAAUAAUGGAAAAAAAACGUAACUUUUAUUUUUAUUGGGGGGGGGGAAAUCCCACUAUUACUGGUGCUAUUACCUGUGGUAUUUUCCUGUUGAAUGCAUGUAAUGUUCAAAUUAACAACAAGGGACUUUUGAAUAUGGACAACGUCAAAAACCAUCUCCUUUAUAGAGGCAGAUCAUGUCUUCUCUCACCACCCCUCUGAUUUGUACAUUCAGGUUUCAUAUUUAACCCUAUGUUCUCAGAUACUCACUUAUACAACUACCUCCACAACAGCAAAAAGAUAAUGAGUAGUGGCUUUCCUCUUACAAAUCACUGUCAUUAUUCUGUAUCCUGUGAAUGUCAAUGUAAAAGCUCUUGAAAUGACUCACAUACGAAGACCAGGUCAAAGUGCUGGACUGACUCUCCUAUUGUCAUUCUCACGACAGCAGAGCUCACCUGUAUGUGCUACUUGACUAUUUAGCCCCACUGUCUCUCGCUCUGCGUUUACUAGUGGUGUUCUUCUCACUCAGUUCUCACUCUCUGACUCUCUCCGUUCCUCACCAGAAAUGUAAUCACUUCUGUGCAGUUUGAGUAGAGGAGGGUCAUUUCUCCUCUGCUCUGUUAAAUGUUAAGGAUAUCGAAGAUCAAAGGUGACCUCUUAUAGCAUAGCUUUUACGUAUAGUACAUCACCGUCCUCUCGGGACUCUGUUGUGUACCAUCACUACCCAUGUCUCAUACAGUAUGAUGAUGAGCCUAUGAAGGGAGUGGUGUCAACCUUGGUACUCUGGUGUUAAAGUUCCAGACAACGCAUUGAAAAGGUACAUUUUCAAAUAAUGAUUAACAUGAUCAAUCCCAUCUGAAAUCGAAAGGGACAAUUGCAGCCAAGACUGCCUUGUAUUAUCACGUUUGCACUGAAAUAAAUGCCUGGUCUUAGUCUCUGGUUGCUGUAAAAUCCAUCCAAGAAGGAUGAUCUGUUUAUAUUGAAAAUAUGUCAUGAAAUGCUGACAGUCCAUGAAAUGUCUUCCCUUCAAUAACAUUGUUUCUAAUUGUGACGGUAUGUCAUAUUGUAAAUUAUGUUUCUGUCAUGCCUAGUAAAAUAAUUUAAACAAUAAGAGGGAUUUUUUAUUUCUGUAAUAUCUGAAAGUCUCCUUUUGUGUAGUAAUGGUGUUUACUGUUGUUGUAGUGUAUGUGAUAUACCCUUUGGGGAUUGUGUUACUUUUUAAGAUAAUAAAAUAACAUGUUUGGUUA
Coregonus clupeaformis (lake whitefish) is the source of this 8953-nucleotide messenger RNA. RefSeq names its product storkhead-box protein 2-like. Gene Ontology annotation, cellular component: nucleus; cytoplasm. Gene Ontology annotation, molecular function: RNA polymerase II transcription regulatory region sequence-specific DNA binding; DNA-binding transcription activator activity, RNA polymerase II-specific. The transcript is spliced from 4 exons. The record is from RefSeq and is a predicted model, not a curated record. Gene Ontology annotation, biological process: positive regulation of transcription by RNA polymerase II. NCBI's taxonomy places the organism in Eukaryota, Metazoa, Chordata, Actinopteri, Salmoniformes, Salmonidae. Bases 1296 to 4172 code for a protein of 958 amino acids.